Molecule: messenger RNA, 1284 nt
Organism: Amborella trichopoda
Lineage: Eukaryota; Viridiplantae; Streptophyta; Magnoliopsida; Amborellales; Amborellaceae
Source: RefSeq, a predicted model, not a curated record
UCAGCCAAGCCAUCCCUAUUUGGCCCAAUCCGGCCCUUUUAUUCUUUAUAAUUUUUUUAUACUAUCAUUUUUUCCAUUUGGCCCGCCUGCCCAAGCCGGUCCCCACCUGAAGGGGGCUUGGCCCAAGGCCUCUUGGGCCCUGUCUCAGCCGGUCCAGGCCUCUAGGGCUGGCAUGCCCCGUUGAUAAAAAGAAAAUUGGGGCCAAGAACCCUUGCAGAAAAAAUAUUAUAAAAAGCGUUCCUAAAAGCCAUGGGAUGCAACGUGGCAAAGCAUGAGCACCCCCACCUUGAUUAUACAGGCAGGAACGCCCUUUUUGCUUAAUCCCAUUUCAAAGGCCCUUGCACUUCCCAACCUAUCAAUGUUCAGGUAUUAGGGACUAUAGUUGCACCAGCCUCGACUUCUCCAUAUGGUGGUGAUGUUGAUCAUUGGAUCUAUUUCAAGCACGUGGAUGGCCUCAGCAUUCAAGGAUCAGGCACAAUCGACGGCCAAGGACAGGUGUGGUGAAACACCAAAUGCAAUCAAGAAUCAAACUCGGAAUUGUCCAUUCUUUCGUGCAGCAAUGUAAAUUUGAGAGAUCUGCACAUGGUUAACGGCCAGAAACAACAUGUCAGAAUAGAUGAGUCUAUUACUGUUUUCAUAGGGGGUCUCCAUAUUAGUGCUCCAGGCGACAGCCCAAACACCGAUGGCAUACACAUCCAAGGCUCUCAACAUUUCAACAUUGAGAAUAGUUACAUUGCCACUGGUGAUGACUGCAUUUCCAUAGGAGAUGGAUCUUAUGAUGUAAAUAUCUCGCAAGUCACAUGUGGACCAGGUCAUGGCAUAAGAGCCAUCCACUUGAACCAACUCGCACCUCAUAAUGGCUGUUGUACUUGGUUUACAUGGAAAACUGACUUUGAGAAAAUAGAUUUGUCAAGAUGGAGUAAGAAAGACGACUCUGGAGUGCCGUUCAAAGGAUUGUUUUCUAUUUAUAUAAAUGGGGCUUGGAUUAAGACAUGGCAGGGUGGAUCCGGAUUCACAAGAAACAUCAUAUUUGAAAAUCUCAACUUCACGGCCAUCUCUAAUCGCAUCGUCAUCAAUCAAUAUUAUUGUCCUGACAAAGCUUGCCAGAACCAAGGAGAAGAAGAGGUAACCGCUGUAUUCUCCAACGGGUCUUUGAGAAACGAAAGAUUCCCUGAUCUCCAACAGGUUUCUGAAGGGUUAAGCUCAUAUGGAUAUGACUGUUGGAUGAAGGGCUAUGUUCAUAUGGAUAUAACUGUUGGAUAUAUGGAAUUCCCACAAGUGUAG